UGAGGUCAGCUGGGACAGGUGCUAUGUUCGGGAGAGUUCCCCGAGUCAGGGCUUCCUGACUCCAUUCUAAAUGAGGCUUCCCUUUAUUAAUUUCAUAUCCCUCAAAGUUGGGGCUCCCUUGUGGUAAGGAAUUUUGGAAAGACCUAGAAAGCUGUGAGCCUGGUGUUUCCCCACGGAGCCUGACCCAUCCCCGCCUUCCCUUUAGUGGCAGGACCAAAGUCCCAGCAUUCAAGCCGUUUGUCCUGCAGCCCUCCUGCCCUCCUACCCCCCUUCCAGCACACCCGGCCCCGUCCCUCAUCCUUAGGGUACCCAGCAGUCCCUCACCUUGGGCCCUUGCACGUGGUAGCUCUCCCACCAGGAACACCUUUGCCUGUCUGCUCCGGGCUGACCCCUCUGCAUCCUUUGAAACUCCACUCAGGUACCUGACCCACACCUUGGAAGCUGUAGUCCUGAUCUUCAAAGCAUGAGGCUGCCUUCUAAUGAUGGUGCUUCCGUCCCCAUGAGUCCCUCCCUGUGCUUUCUGGAAGCAGGACAGGGCUGCCCCACGGCCUAGCAUGAGUCUGGCCCACAGUGGAGGCUUAGUGGGUGGCCCACACAUGGGAAGCCUCAUCCUGUGGAAACGCCACCCUUGGGUGGGAUGGGGAGGCCUGGAGACAGCUCCGUGGGGGUUCGUGCCAGUGGCCAGCAGCAGCAAGCCAUGCUGCUACAGCUCAGGACAGCGGCACCCAGGCCAGGCCCCUGUGAAUCUGAGCCCACCACAGAGAGAGAACAAGGCCUUCUCAGAGCAUCAGGAACCGUGGGGGAGGAGGCCCGCGGUCUGUGGGCUUCCUGGUGGGCUUCCCUGGCUAGGCACUGGUGGAAGGUAUGAAGACACUGGAGUCGGUACCAGCUCUGGGUGUGGGACUAAGGCGUGGUCCCCUGUACUUCCUGUCCUGAAUUCUGACCACUUCCUCCUUCUACCGCAUUUUCCAGCCUGGUCCAACACUUUCCCAGCUCUGUACCUUUCAGUGUUGCUGUCACCCCCAGGGGCCUCCCAGAGCCCCAGACCAAGUGGGGCCCCUGUGGUUUUUGAGGUGCCAGCCCCAGUUGUAAUUAUGUUCUCACUGUGCCAGCUUGGAGCUCCCUGGAGGUGGAUGGUGGGGCCCUCUGUCCCCAGCCUCACAUAGUCACUGUGCCUGUUCCAGGUUCUCUGGUCUCCAUCCUGUAGUAACAACCGGGGACCCAUGCUGGCCUCUGGACCCUGGCUCCCCUGAACCCUCUGGAUGAAGCCCUAGGGCACAAGAAAGGUGAUUCCUGGGUCACAAGCCUGCCUUUGCCAGGUUGUCCAGGAGCUUGGUGCUCACUUCUCCCUCGCCGACACCCCCAGCCGUCUGCCCAGGUUUCCGCCAGAUCGCCCUGAACAAGGUGGCCGUGCUGCUGCUGGCCGGGGGGCAGGGCACUCGCCUGGGCGUGACCUACCCCAAAGGCAUGUACCAGGUGGGGCUGCCCAGCCAGAAGACCCUGUAUCAGCUGCAGGCGGAACGGAUUCAGCGGGUGGAGCAGCUUGCUGGCCAGCGCCAUGGGACCCGCUGCACCAUCCCCUGGUACAUCAUGACGAGUGAGUUCACGCUGGCGCCCACGGCCAGGUUCUUCAAGGAGCAUGACUUCUUCCACCUGGACCCCAACAACGUGAUCAUGUUUGAGCAGCGCAUGCUACCUGCUGUGACCUUUGAUGGCAGGGCCAUCCUGGAGCAGAAAGACAAGGUUGCCAUGGCCCCAGAUGGCAAUGGGGGACUGUACUGUGCACUGUCAGACCACCAGAUUCUAGAGGACAUGGGGCGGCGGGGAGUGGAGUUCGUGCACGUGUACUGUGUGGACAACAUCCUCGUGCGGCUGGCUGACCCUGUCUUCGUCGGUUUUUGCGUGCUUCGAGGUGCAGACUGUGGGGCCAAGGUGGUGGAAAAGGCGGACCCCGAGGAGCCCGUGGGUGUGGUGUGCCAGGUGGACGGGGUCCCCCAGGUGGUGGAGUACAGUGAGAUUAGCCCCGAGACUGCGCAGCUUCGUAGGCCCGAUGGGAGCCUGCUCUACAGCCUGGGCAACAUCUGCAACCACUUCUUCACCCGAGACUUCCUCCAGAUGGUCAGCAGCAAGUUUGAGCCCUUGCUGAAGCCACAUGUGGCUGUGAAGAAGGUCCCAUACGUGGAUGAGGAGGGAAAUCCGGUAAAGCCGAUAAAACCAAACGGGAUAAAGAUGGAGAAGUUUGUGUUUGAUGUGUUCCAGUUUGCUAAGAGCUUCGUGGCCUUUGAGGUGUCCCGGGAGGAGGAGUUCUCUCCGUUGAAGAAUGCUGCCUCGGCUGCCAGGGACAACCCCGCCACGACUCGGUGUGCCCUGCUCAUGCAGCAUUACCGCUGGGCCCUGCAGGCAGGGGCCCACUUCCUGGAUGCCUAUGGGGCCCGGCUCCCUGAACUGCCCAGGGUCUGGAGGAAUACCUGCAAGGCCGGGAGUUCCGGUCCCCACUCAUCCUGGAUGAGAACCAGGCCAGGGCUCUGCAGCUCUGACUCAAUCCCAGAACUGCCAACCCUGGGGCCUGAGGGGCACGGACACGGGUACCUCCACCGGGGUGGGGCCCCUCCCAUCACCGGCACCGAGGACAGAAAUGACCCCAGGCUCCUGGGGACCAACGAGGGCUCCUUGUCUGCGCUCCAGGCUGUGGGGUCUGGGCGGGAGGCAGAGGUGUGGCGUCCUCGGUCAGAACAGAGGCCCCCCCGGAGGACCGAUGGCACAUCUAGCCCUACACGCACAUCCGCUUGCUGAGGAGUGCCAGCCACUCGAGCU
Zalophus californianus (California sea lion) is the source of this 2814-nucleotide messenger RNA. It is a transcript of the gene UAP1L1, whose product is annotated as UDP-N-acetylglucosamine pyrophosphorylase 1 like 1. The record is from RefSeq and is a predicted model, not a curated record. Gene Ontology annotation, molecular function: UDP-N-acetylglucosamine diphosphorylase activity. Lineage: Eukaryota; Metazoa; Chordata; Mammalia; Carnivora; Otariidae. The coding region runs from base 1468 to 2793 and encodes 441 amino acids. The transcript is spliced from 8 exons. Gene Ontology annotation, biological process: UDP-N-acetylglucosamine biosynthetic process.